Aspergillus japonicus CBS 114.51 is the source of this 1569-nucleotide messenger RNA. RefSeq names its product general substrate transporter. Gene Ontology annotation, molecular function: carbohydrate:proton symporter activity. Lineage: Eukaryota; Fungi; Ascomycota; Eurotiomycetes; Eurotiales; Aspergillaceae. The transcript is spliced from 6 exons. Gene Ontology annotation, biological process: carbohydrate transport; transmembrane transport. Bases 1 to 1503 code for a protein of 500 amino acids. The record is from RefSeq and is a predicted model, not a curated record. Gene Ontology annotation, cellular component: membrane.
AUGACUCGGGGAUAUCUGAACGGGGUCCUCGCAUCGCCCGAUUUCAUCAAGCGAUAUGGAGUGACGGUGGACGGUUCCACCUAUUUGACCGCGAGAACUCGCAGCUUGUUCACUUCGUUCCAGGUCGUGGGGACGUUGAUAGGGUGUCUCAUUUGCGAUCCCAUCAUAAAUUGGGGCAAUCGGGGCAGCAUGGGAGCUGGCUCCGCUGUUUAUGCGCUAGGAGUCGCCUUGCAGGCCGCAGGCCUCCCCGCACCGGUCUUCAUUGUCGGCCGCGUCUGCAUGGGCAUGGCGCUGGCACUCGCCUCGAGUAUUAUCCCACAGUAUCUGGUUGAGGUCUCCUCCGGCACGAACCGAGGACGGAUGUUUGCCUUCUACCUCAUAUUUUUGACCUCGGGCAACGUCUUGGCCUGCGGGAUUAGUAUGGGGACCUCGCACUUUACCGACUCCCGAGGAUGGCGGAUCACCAUCUGUAUGCAGCUGCUCAUAGCCGCCUGCAUCGGGCUGGGCGCGCUCAUCUGCCCAGAAGCGCCCACCCUCCUCCUCCGCCGUAACGACCUUGUUGGGGCGCGGCGUGCGCUCGCAAUCUUACAGGCGCGGUCGGCCGACUCGCCCGAGAUCGGUGACGCAGUGACUACGAUGCAGGCGACGCUGGCGACGACGAGCGGGCAAGUGGAUGAGCUGUCUACGCUGCAGCGGUUCCGCGAGUGUUUCCGGGGCACAGAUCGGCGGCGGACGCUGCUGGGGAUUGGCACGGCGGGGCUGACGAUCCUCACGGGGACGAAUUUCUGGUUCAACUACGGAACCACCUUCUUCGAGGUGGCCGGGGUGACCAACUCGUACUUGAUCUCGCUGGUGCUGGCACUGAUCAACUUUGUCUGCUCCGCGCCGGCGACCUACCUCAUGGAGCGGGCCGGCCGCCGCUUGUGUCUGAUGGUGGGCGCCGCCGGGAUCGCCCUCACCCAGCUGCUCAGCGGCAUCAUCCAUGACGUUGCCCCGAACACUGUGCAUGAUAAGCAUAUGCUGGUCGCUGGCUCGAUUCUCUUCAUCGCCAUCUUCGCGCCAACGUGGGGUGUGGGAGGAUGGGUCGUCAUGACCGAAGCCUUCUCAGUCCGCCUCCGCCUGGAGCAGACCGCGAUCACGAUGAUCGUUUACUGGGUCGCCACCUGGUUCAUCGGCUUCAUUGUCCCCUACCUGGUCGACGCCACCGAGGCCAACCUUGGCGCCAACGUCUGCUACCUCUGGGCCGCCACCUGCACCGCGUGUUUUCUGUGGACCUACUUCUUUGUGCCGGAGCUGGCGGGGCUCUCGGUGUCUGAUAUGGAUGCACUCUUCCACGAGAAGGUCCCGGCUUGGAAGUCGAUGCAGUGGGCUCGACGGCGGCGGCUCCAGGUUCUCGACGGCGCAACGCCGGCUGCAGAGGGGGAGGAACAAACCUCCUCCGGGCUGGAUGAGGAAGGCCUUUCUGAAAAGACGGGCCGGGUGGAAGUGAAGGUGUUGGGUUGAGUUCUGAUCUCAAUGGGGGCGGCGAUUGGGAUGCCGCGAUUAGGGCAUGAUCGGAUAUGGUUGCGG